Kuraishia capsulata CBS 1993 is the source of this 894-nucleotide messenger RNA. RefSeq lists its product as uncharacterized. The coding region runs from base 1 to 894 and encodes 297 amino acids. Gene Ontology annotation, biological process: tRNA methylation; cytoplasmic translation. Gene Ontology annotation, molecular function: tRNA methyltransferase activity. The record is from RefSeq and is a predicted model, not a curated record. The transcript has 2 exons. NCBI's taxonomy places the organism in Eukaryota, Fungi, Ascomycota, Pichiomycetes, Pichiales, Pichiaceae. Gene Ontology annotation, cellular component: cytoplasm.
AUGGGAAAAAGCAGUAAAGAUAAAAGAGAUCUCUACUAUCGUAAGGCGAAGGAAGAGGGCUACAGAGCUCGAUCAGCUUUCAAGCUGCUUCAGUUGAACGAGCAAUUCCAGCUGUUCAAGGACGUGAAAAGGGUUGUAGAUUUGUGUGCAGCUCCCGGUUCGUGGUCGCAAGUUCUGUCGAGGGAAAUCUUCAGCAGGGACGAACCAGACGCUAAGAUUGUGGCUGUAGACUUGCAGCCCAUGGCCUCCAUACCGAAUGUCACCACGUUACAGGCAGAUAUCACACACCCAAAAACACUGGCAAAAAUUCUGGAAAUAUUCGGAGGAGAACCGGCCGAUUUCGUUUGUUCCGACGGUGCUCCAGACGUGACAGGAUUGCACGAUUUGGACGAGUAUAUUCAGGCACAACUGAUUCUGUGUGCUUUACAGCUCACAACGUGUAUACUAAAACCUGGUGGAAACUUCGUGGCAAAGAUUUUCAGAGGAAGAGACAUCGAUUUACUUUACUCACAGCUCGGAUAUUUAUUUGACAAGGUGAUUUGCGCGAAGCCACGUGCCUCCAGAGGUACCAGUCUCGAGAGCUUCAUCGUUUGCUUGGGCUACAGACCAAGACCGGGUUGGACCCCAACACUCAGAGAGGACGGGUCCACCGAAGAGUUUUUUGAAGGUUCAGGAAUAGGAAGAGCCUCUUUGAGAGACGAUCUGGAGCUUGAAGAAGAAGAACGGGUAAUUGCGCCGUUUAUCGCAUGUGGUGAUCUAUCUGCCUAUGAUUCAGAUGCCACUUACACUCUGGAAGAGGGAUUCUCCAGCACCAGCUUAGACCCAGUCCAGAUGCCGACUGCACCACCUUACAAGAAAGCUUUAGAGAUGAAGAGGAAAGGGUUAUUAAAAUAA